AAUGAAAAGAUGUGCAUAAGAAUGUUAAGCAAAGAUAAAGAAAUAAAGAAUAUUUGUAGUAAUUUCGUUACAAGAAGAAACAAAGUCCAAAAGAUAAAAAAGUUUGUAUUUUCAUCAACAGAAAUAGCAAUAUAUGAUCAAUGGAUUGAGAAGGUUCAUAAAAGGGAACAUAUAGCAAAGAUUAUUACUGAUGUUCUUUUACAGGAGAUAAGAUUUAAUGCACUUCGUAAAAUUUUUAGAGGUUCUGAAAAUUCUUUUAUAGAAAUUAUAUCCUAUUUGAUUGAUACUACCAUGUACCACCUACCUGUAGAAUGCAAUAUUGAUGUAACAAAAACCAAGCAAAGAUGGGAGAAGCUUGUGUAUUUUGAGAGUGACAAGUGGAAUGCCAGUGAUAAAAAAACACCUGAUGAUCAUAAUAAAUUAGCACAUCUUUGCCUUGAUGGAUAUGAUGAAAUUUCAAAAAAGUAUAAAAAAAAUAUUUUGUAUAAAAAUUAUAUAGAAUUUGGUGUCAAUGUUGCAGCUAAAGCGAAAAUACCCUUUAACAUGGAGUCAGUUAAGGAAAUUGAAGAAUUUGUUCAUGCCUUAUUAAUUUUACGGAAUGGAGUUAUUGUGAACUUGCAUUGUCUUGUCAACAGUUUUCAGACAAGAUCCAGGAAGGUUAGUGAAAGAAGCUCUUCACGUGAUGCUGGAAGAUUAAAUAAGAAAAAAAACGGAGAAUUGAAAAAAG
Messenger RNA from Racocetra persica, 727 nucleotides. Lineage: Eukaryota; Fungi; Glomeromycota; Glomeromycetes; Diversisporales; Gigasporaceae. The record is from the annotation of a GenBank genome assembly.